CUGUCGCCGCGCGAGCAGGAUUCCGUCGCACGUGCGUGGCUGUCUAUCUCGAGAACCGCACGACCACGUGGUGCUCCCCUCGGAGGUUUUCGCCCGCUCUCGCGACAUCGUUGUACAUUGCGUGAUCGCGUGACGCGCUCGACAAACCGGGUCGUGCGUUUCGUCUCGUUGCGAUUCAAAUCGAAUCGACGACCGUACGACAUUACGCCCGCGCGCGCCUCGCGAUUGUUCGCGGUGUCGCGACGUCGGUCGUCGUCACCGUCGGGAGAGUUUCCGUGACCCAAAGGAUGAUCGCGCAAGUGUGAGAUUUGUGUGUGCUGUUCCCUUUGCCUCGAACCCACCGGCGGCUUGGUCUGACUGCGCGACGAGCCUUAUCGAGAGACACGUGAAUCCGGUAAAAUUGCGGACGGACGGACUUGGAGAGAAACGCGAGCGUGAAUUCGCACGAACGUGCGUCUAUCAGCGACGUCGAAUUUCAAAUUCGUCGGUCCUUUCGGAACCGGCGAGAGGAGGGCUGUCUGAGAAACUGAUGAAAGUCAAUCUGGGGAAAGCUUAGUUCCGUCAAGAAAUUGAUUCUUCUCGGCCGGUUGAUCCCUGAAAGACGACGCCGGUCGUCAGGCUGAAUCGCUCGAGGUCUGAUCGGGACACUCGACCGACUUCAGCGGAGCGGUAAAUUCCUUCUUCCGGAUCUUCCGCGAAUAUUCGACACGACGGCGAGAAGCGAGAGUGUAUCGACAGUGUAUUAUCGAGUGAACCGUCCGCGAGCACGUUCGUCCAAAACGCUAACUUUUAGGCGUCGAGACGCCGUAUCGUCCCUCGCGAUUCCGAGCUCUGGCCGACGGGAGAUGUUCCGAAAGUGUAGACCCCGGCAACGCGAAGAAAGCGACUUCCGGCCGCCCGACAUCCACAGAUAGCGCGCACGAUCGCGGUAGAGGAUCGAGAUCGGGGUGCGAAGGAUCCAGAUUCAAAGACGAGGAUAAUGACGGAGAAGAGUCGAGCGACCUCGAGCGAAGAUUCAUAGACGAAUCCCUAUCGAACGGGGUGGAUGAUCGUUCGAGGGCUAUUGGCAGAUUUAGGAAAGCGGAAUCCUUCCUCAAGAAGCUACUGAGGGAGAAUGUCAGUGAGAGGUGCGACAAGUUGCUGAGAGGCAUCCGAGAGAGCCAUUCGCCGAAGAGUAUCCAUAGUUUGAGCCCAAGGUCCGUACUCGAUAGUCCAGGGUCUAGGAAGAGGGAUGUUAAGGAUAGCCCUUUGUCACUGAAGAAGGGUAUUCGAGAGAGCCUGUUAUUAGAUAAUAAGAGUGAUCAGCAGAGUUCGAUAUCAGAGGAAAAAGAAGAAGGAGAAAAAGGAAGAGGAGGGGGAGGAAAGCAAAAAGAUACCAGGAUAAAUUUAAGGGAAGAUAUUCAGGGGAGUCCUUCGUCACCGGAGAAGAGUAACGGAGAAAGUACGUUAGUUGAAAGAAGCUCACCGGAGAAGAGUGAUCGAGCGAGCGCGUUGUCGCCAGAUAGUAGCGAUCAACGGCGUCUGUCGUCGGAAAAAGCGGGAGUCAGCGCGAAGAAGGAUAUUCAGGAGAAUUCGCCGUUGCUGAAGCAGAAUGAUCGAGCGAGCUCAUUAUUAUCGGGGAAGAAUAAUACUUCGAUUGGCCAACUAAUGCGAUUGACGGGAAAUGCUACUCAGGAGAAAGCAAAGUUCUUGCCGAAGGGUAUCCUCGAAGAGAGAAGCUUCUUGGUAAAGAAAGAUUUUGAGGGAACUUCGGAAGCUUGCCUCUUAGUUCGGAAGGCAGACAUUCCGCAACUGGCGGAAAAGACCGUUCAGGACAAUCCGCCAUCGACGAAGGACCUUUGUUCCUCGACUAUCAUUGAAGAAACGGGAGAUCGCGCGAAGCCCGUGGCGCCUUUGAGGCUGAAACGUACGACCGGGAGCAAUCGACCGACAGAUCGUGUUUCUUAUGGAUCGACGGUUGUUCACAGACGCCGUCUUUCAUCGGAAAAUUUGCAGUGGGCUCUUCACGGUCCUAAGAAAACGUUGCGGGAGCAACGCGAUCGCAAACUGAAGCGGUCGCCACCGCCAGAAGAAGAAAAGAAGGGAGGGGAAGAGGAGAAGGAGGAGGAGGAAAAAGAGGAGGAAGACUGGCCAGGUCGGGGGUCAGCGGAGCCCGAUAGCGGUGGGUCAACCGAUAAACGCGAUUCGAGAUGCGGACUUGCGGUCUCGCAGAGACACGCGGUACCUCGUCAGUUGAUCGUGAAACCACCCGAAGAGCAGAUUACGAUCUCUGAAAGGAGGAAGGCGAAUAUUCCCUCUCACGCACAGCAAUUCGUAGAUACUCCCGAAAAGGCGGAACUCGAUUCUACCGUGAAGUCUAUCGGAAGUGUAUCGGAAUGUUUGCUUAAUCGCGCGCGUAACGAGAGAAGUCCUGGAGGAACCUUGAACUCAACCAUCGAGGCGAAUGAUCCCGAUAACACCCGGAAAGAUUCAGUCAUUGAGGUAGAAAUUGUCGAGAGAAACUCGGAGAGGCCGGCCGUCAACGCAGAAGUCCCCGGGAAAAUCUUGAACAUCGUCGUCACGGACCUCGACUAUUCGUCCGCUUUGAAGGUGCCCCGCGAUCCUGAAGCUUCGAACAAUCAACGAGUGAGACAGAAGGAUCCGCCGAAGUCUUCCGCCGGUCGUAAAAAUCAUCGACCGGGCAAUCCUGCGUGUCCGCCGUUCAAACGACCACAGUCCACGGACGGUGGCAGAAUGAAGCUGAAAAUGAGGCUGAUUCGCAUUCGCGACAAAUUCGUGCUCGCGCUGAGCGCAUUCGCCAUCCUAUUCACGCUGUUGCUCGUGAUGGAUCUGCAGAUGGAUCUGGGCUACAGCGGCCACCAUUUGGUGGCGAGUCAUGCGCGCGUCAAGCUGGGCGACCGGCCGGACGCCGACACGGUCUACAACAACUUCCGGCGAAAAUUUCUUCAGCGGAUGAACGGAAGUCGCGAACAGGCGGACGCGACGCCGGGUGUCGUCGAAAAAUCCGGCAGGUCGGACACGACGCCACCGACAUCGCCGUCGUCGUCGACUGCGAGGAAGCAGGACGAGUUUCCGGAUCUGGUCAACCUGGUGGUGAACGGCUAUGGGAUAAACGUCGACGAGGGAGUAGCGAGGAUCAGCGGCGAGGACCACGAUUACAACCCGACGAUCGGCGAGCUGCGGAAGGUGGUAUCCAGGAAAAACAGCACGACCUUGAAGAAAUUUCAUCUACAGAUCUCCAGGUUAGAGUUAUACCCCGAGGACUCGAAGUACGUGGACCAGUUGCUGUACGAGAUGGCGACCAAGCCGAUCUUGCACGUCGUUCAGAAGGACGGUGGCACGCAGUUGAAGCUGAUAAUUGAUUACGGCGACAACAUGCAGGCGCUAUUUAAGCCGAUGCGAUUUCCGCGGGAGCAGCAGACUCUGCCGAAUCACUUCUACUUUACGGACUUCGAGAGGCACACCGCCGAGAUCGCGUCCUUCCACCUGGACAGGCUGCUGGGCUUUCGCAGGGCGAUGCCGGUGAGCGGCCGGACGCUCAACGUCACCACGGAGAUCUAUCAGAUCGCCGAUGGCGAGCUGCUGAAAACGUUCUUUGUCAGUCCCGCUGGCAACCUGUGCUUCCACGGCAAGUGCAGCUAUUACUGCGACACGGCGCAUGCCGUGUGCGGCACGCCCGACAGUCUCGAAGGCAGCUUCGCCGCUUUCCUGCCUGACAAGAUCCUCGCCACCCGGAAAGCCUGGCGGCAUCCUUGGCGCCGAAGCUAUCACAAGCGGAAGAAAGCUCAAUGGGAACACGAUUCCGACUACUGUUCGCUCGUGAGAGAAAUCUCGCCAUACGACGAAGGUCGGCGGCUGCUCGACCUCAUGGACAUGGCGGUAUUUGACUUCCUCACGGGCAACAUGGACCGCCAUCAUUACGAGACGUUCCGGCUUUUCGGCAACGACAGUUUCACGCUGCACCUGGACCACGGGCGCGGCUUCGGCAAGCCGUUCCACGACGAAACGUCCAUCCUGGCGCCGCUUCUGCAAUGCUGCAUCAUCAGGCAGAGCACGCUCGCCAUUUUACUACGUUUCCACAACGGGCCUACGCGGCUGAGCGCGGCUAUGCGACAAAGUAUGGCGAAGGACCCCGUGGCUCCAGUCCUCUGGGAACCCCACCUGGACGCGCUCGAUCGCCGGAUAGGCAUCAUUCUGCAGGCCGUUCGCGACUGUAUCGCCCGCGAGAAUUCCGCGCAGGUCGUGCAGAGCAACGACAAAACGGACUCGAAGUUAUAGCCUUCGGCCGCGAUCUAGGAAUCGGUAGUUUCAAAAGACCUAGACUCGGCUUGGGACAAUAUAAGAGGCGGUGCUGCGUCGGGAAGUCCCAAGGAGGAAGCGGAAAGACGUUCCGAACGAGUGUUCCGGUGAGAAUUAAUUUCUUUCCUCUCCCGAUGCCGAAAAAUCACGGUUAAUUGAACGAGAGGAGAAUUGAACUUGCUUCUUCUACGCUCGACUGCGAGUCGAUUGCGUGUAAAUUGUGAUUAUAAUUAAUCCAGCUAAAAUUCGCAUUCCUUCGUUUGUGAUGGUGAAUCAGCGUAAAAAUUACAUUGUUGCGAUUUCGAUUAAAUCAGGCAGAAAUUUCUUCCACUUAAGUACGUAAGUUGAUGCUAAAAUCGCGUUUGAGACGUCCCGAGGAGGGAGAAAGACUAUUACCGUACACUCCCUUAGAUGGUCUGGAAUUAAUUAAUUAAUUUGCCGGUUAUCGUAUUUGCUGCCACAUGUGAUCGAAUCGGUAAUUUAAGACGUAGACGUUAAGUUGAAACGAAAUAUUGCUCAGCGAACUACCAAAAAACGACGAGAAAAUUUAUAAUAGUUUAAACUAAUAUUCCUUAUGCGUCUCUUUUUUUUUACAAAAGGGAUUACAGUUAUUGUUUUAUUGCAGCUCGAUAUUGAUAUUAAAAUGCGAUCUGAUCUUUAAUGCAUAAUUAAGAAUGAUAUGCCGGAUCAUCAUUAAUGUGCAAUUAAUUUGUAAUAAUUUCCAAUAACUUACAUUGAAUUAUUAUUAUUGAUAUGUUUAUGAGUAAUGAAGCAAUCUGAUACAAUUUAAAAUAAUUUGACUAAUAAUCUUGUAAUCAAUGAUCAUUUUCCAAGUGUAGCUUACGAAACGAAAAGAUGUUCAAAAGACAUUGUCGAUUGUCAUUCUCACUUUUGAUAAAUAAACUUUCAAUGUACAAAGAGGCUGCUGUACAUACUAUAUGUAUAAAUGAACCUAUAAGUAUAAACAAUUUAGUCACUUAUAGAUAUAUUACAUGAUAUAAAUGUAUAUUUAUUGCGACUUGGUGAUAAUCAAAAAACCACAAGUUGUCAGCGGAUACAAUAAAUGUUAAUGUAAAUAAAUAAAUAACGAUUUCAUUAACCCAUUAACGGCCAAUCUUUGACGGGAAUAGAAAUUUUAUCGUUAUAACAUUUGUUGGGAUAUAGUUAUUUUAACGGUAAAGAUAAUCUACUUUGAAAAUUUUCAAAAUUUUAUCAUUUGUUGCAUUAAUUAUAAAAAGAUAAUUUUAGUAAUAAAAAUAAUCUACCUCUUGAAACUCUUUUCAAGGUUUUUUUCGUUAUUAUAUUUAUUAAAGUAAAAAAUUACUUUGAUAAUAUAAAUAACAUACCUCUUGCAAAGUGUUAGUAAAUUAAAUAUUAUAUUUAUUAGUACAUUACACACACAACUUUGUGUUAUAUAUAUAUAACGUUCGUCGAAAUUUUUUUAUUUAACUUUCAAAGUUAAAUGAAUUAUUAAUUGUUUCAAAUAAUUCUAGUAUAAAUACAGAAAUUAUUGACUUGGUAUGCGAAACUUAGAAAAAAAAUGUAAGAAUAAUUGUUUCAAAAUGAAAGUUCUUACAUGGCUUUUAAAGGGUUAAGAAUAAAACAUGAUAAAUUUCUGUAAAUAUCUAUAAAAAAACGCAAGUUUUUGCGAGCGCGCAAACUGAUGGAUUUAAGCAAAAAUUGUGCGUGUGAAUGCGCGUGUGUAUGUAAGACUUGCUUGCGUGUGAAGACGAGCGCAAGGGAGCUUUUGUAAAAGAAUGCUUUUACUACGCAUGUUUUACGUUCCUCGAGUGCAUUUCCAUGCAUCGAAAGAGGUAAACGCAUCCGAAGGGAUGUACCGGAAAGGAAAAUAAGAUGAACUGCAAUCUGA
Molecule: messenger RNA, 6169 nt
Organism: Dinoponera quadriceps
Lineage: Eukaryota; Metazoa; Arthropoda; Insecta; Hymenoptera; Formicidae
Product: extracellular serine/threonine protein CG31145
Exons: 9
Coding region: 1648-4278 (876 amino acids)
Biological process (GO): protein phosphorylation
Cellular component (GO): Golgi apparatus
Molecular function (GO): protein serine/threonine kinase activity
Source: RefSeq, a predicted model, not a curated record